ACCCAUGAUAUUCCUGAUUGUGCUGUGGUGGACUGAAUCAUGCAACAAACUGUGAGGAGCAAGAAGAGGGGGAUACAUUGGACCAGGGAAAAGAACCUAAAAUACUUAGAGUUCACCGAUGACUUGUGUCUGACGUCGUACAAACUUGAAGAUCUACAGGCGAAAACUAACAAGUUGGCAGAAGAGGCAGCGAAGACGGGAGUUCAGGUGAAUAUAGAGAAGACAGAGGUGAUGAAGAUGCCCAACCCUCAACACCAACAACAACAACAACAAACUCCAAUCACCAUUAACGGGAGAAACUUAGAGGAAGUAGCCUCCGCCUAUCUAGGAAGCACUGUUUCAACUACAGGUGGCACAGAUGAGGAGGUCAAAGUCAGGAUCGGAAAAGCAAGUCAGGCGUUCAUUAACUUGAAACCAGUGUGGAGAUCUUCUGCACUCAGCACAGAGUGAACAAGAUGUGGAUUGUUAACACCAACGUGAAGUCAGUGCUUCUGUAUGGCUCGGAGACUUGGCGUGUUACGAAAGGGAUUUCCAACAAACUACAGACAUUCAUCAACAGCUGUCUACUCUCGUUACUGAAGAUCAGAUGGCCAGAACAAUGAGAAUAAG
Molecule: messenger RNA, 609 nt
Organism: Heterobilharzia americana
Lineage: Eukaryota; Metazoa; Platyhelminthes; Trematoda; Strigeidida; Schistosomatidae
Source: the annotation of a GenBank genome assembly